AGUCCAUCCUGUUGGUCUAUAUGGAGCAUUUCGUUGUUCUGUGAUUUAUUGUUUUGAUAUUUAGUUCUCAAUUUUCAGCUUAAUUUUAGGUUAUUGUUUGAAGUUUGAAUAUUUAAAAAUCAUGUGUUAUUACUGUCACCGACUGUCCUUGUGAAUGAGUAAAAUUUGAACCGGACUACACAAGAAUGUCUAACAGAGACUCCAAUGAUACAAUAGAUUAUGAUGAUCCUAAAUUCAGAAUAACUCCUUUUCAACAGGCAGCUGCAUCAUGUACCGGGGCUGUUGUAACCUCACUAUUUGUUACUCCCUUGGACGUGGUGAAAAUCAGGUUGCAGGCUCAACAAAAGGCUGUGAAAUCUCAGUCGAAAUGCUUUCUAUAUUGCAAUGGUCUCAUGGACCACUUUUGUAGGUGUAGUCCCGAUGAUCCUAACUCUCGAUGGUUACAAAGGCCUGGCCACUUCAACGGAACCAUUGACGCCUUCAUAAAAAUAAGUCGGACAGAAGGAAUAAGCUCUCUCUGGAGUGGCUUGAGUCCAACCCUUGUAUUAGCAGUACCUGCCACUAUAGUGUAUUUUGUAGUAUAUGAACAAUUGAGACUAAAAUUGAAAGGCGUUCAUAAUGGAGAUAAUGCAAUUCGAAAGCAGCCGUUUUGGAUACCUCUUAUAUCCGGAGCAACGGCUCGUACCCUCUCCGUUUCCAUUGUUAGUCCUUUGGAAUUGAUAAGGACUAAAAUGCAAUCAAGAAAACUUAGUUACCUUGAAAUUGGGGAAGCCCUGAAAAUUCUUGUGAGGCAAGACGGUGUUAGAGGGUUAUGGAAAGGUAUUUUUCCGACGCUGUACAGAGACGUACCCUUUUCUGCCAUAUACUGGAUGAGCUAUGAGACAAUUAAAGUAUUAUUGGGCGGUCCAGAUCCCCAGCCAUCUUUUUGGAGAAGCUUUAUAUCGGGAGGUAUAUCAGGAGGUCUUGCCGCUACUAUAACCACACCCUUUGAUGUUGUGAAAACACAUCAACAAAUUGAAUUUGGAGAAACAACUUUAUACGGCGAUAAACCACAAAAAAGUAGGACGACAGCCGAAGUCAUCAGACAAAUCUACAGGGAGCAGGGCAUCCGCGGGUUAUUUACCGGUGUAGUACCCCGCCUGAUCAAAGUAGCUCCGGCUUGUGCCAUCAUGAUAUCCUCCUUCGAGUACGGGAAAAUAUUUUUCAACAGGUUAGCUAAUACGGAGUUCAUCCCUGAUGAUAUUGAGACAAACACAUUACCUGCGCAACACAAAGUACCUGGUACUGGUAGCAGUACCAGCGGUUCAUUGUUAAAGCCAAAGAACAUUAUUAGUUCAAGUAAUUCUAGUCAGGAAUUGUUGUGAUGGGAUUGUGAUAAUGGGUCUGAGUUCUUGGUUGAAUCAUUUUGAAACUUCGUCAUUCCUAAUAGAUGGCUUCGAUGUUGAUGGGAUUGGUUUCUAUCAUAGGUAGACAAAUACCGACUUUAAUGUAAAAAAAAUCCACCGGUUGUACAUAAAAUAUCUGCCAUUUCAAACUGUUAUUGUUACCAUUAUCAACCAUUUUAUAUGUUGUUCAGUUCAUAUAUAGGUGAGUUCAUUAAAUUUUUCAAUAUUCGUUUUA
Molecule: messenger RNA, 1620 nt
Organism: Leptinotarsa decemlineata (Colorado potato beetle)
Lineage: Eukaryota; Metazoa; Arthropoda; Insecta; Coleoptera; Chrysomelidae
Product: solute carrier family 25 protein Shawn
Biological process (GO): mitochondrial transmembrane transport
Cellular component (GO): mitochondrion
Source: RefSeq, a predicted model, not a curated record